Molecule: messenger RNA, 2810 nt
Organism: Cryptotermes secundus
Lineage: Eukaryota; Metazoa; Arthropoda; Insecta; Blattodea; Kalotermitidae
Gene: Agpat1
Product: 1-acyl-sn-glycerol-3-phosphate acyltransferase alpha
Exons: 5
Coding region: 32-910 (292 amino acids)
Biological process (GO): phosphatidic acid biosynthetic process
Cellular component (GO): membrane; endoplasmic reticulum
Molecular function (GO): 1-acylglycerol-3-phosphate O-acyltransferase activity
Source: RefSeq, a predicted model, not a curated record
UAUUUAUCGGUAUUUAUCGACCUGUCAAAGUAUGAUUGUUGCGUUUUGUCGUUUGUGGUCAUGUACAUUGAAUAGUAGAAUGUUGCCCAGUUCUUUGGAGUUGGUUUUCGUUGCAUUUAUAUUAAUAUUGCCAUUCUUGUAUGAAAGUAGUAAAGCUUUCAGAUAUUACUUCAAGUUCUUUAUAUAUUAUGGAAUUGUAAUGACGACGGCUGUCGUGGUAAUUCCAAUUAUGAUGUGCCGGCCAAAGGAUGUAAAGAAUCUGCUUUUGGCCUCCUCACUCUGCCGCCACAUCUCGUGUCUUGUUGGAUUAAAAUGGGAACUUCGUGGGCAAGAACACCUAGAGAAGGAGCAAGCUUGCAUUAUUGUGGCCAAUCAUCAAAGUUCACUGGAUAUUUUAGGAAUGUUUGACAUUUGGCCAGUAAUGGAUAAAUGCACAGUUGUUGCCAAGAAAGAGCUGUAUUAUGCAUGGCCUUUCGGUUUAGCUGCUUGGCUGUGUGGACUCAUAUUUAUAGAUCGGCUUAACUCAGACAAAGCUCGUGCUACAAUUAACAAAGCAACAACUCUCAUUAAGGAAAAAAAGAUAAAGAUGUGGGUUUUCCCAGAAGGAACCAGAAAUAACACUGGAAAUAUUCUUCCUUUCAAGAAGGGGGCUUUUCAUGUUGCCAUUGCAGCGCAGGUCCCAGUGCUGCCAGUUAUAUUUUCAUCAUACUAUUUCCUGGAUAAUAACAGCAAGGAGUUUGAAUCAGGUAACAUAAUAAUCACUACGCUUCCUCCCAUCAAAACAGAAGGACUCUGCAAAAGUGAUGUGGAGGAUCUGAUGAAUCGCACACGGGCCACGAUGCUGGAAGCAUUCACCGUCACAUCAAAGGAAGUACAAGCAGCAGCAUUAAUGAAAACCCCGAGCUAUUAAGUGCAGUAACUUGCGAGGAGGAAAGUGGUGUGUCAGUGCAUGAUCACAGUGAAGAUAAUGUCAUAUGUUUAACCUUUAUCGUCUGGAUGUAGAGCUGUCUCUACUACAGAACUGGAAACCAGAUUUAAACUUAGUGGUAAUGGGAUUUAUAUUGUAAACAGUGUAUGAGCAGGCCUGCUGAGGCCUCCUGUACCAGUGUGUUUACCAUCACAGUUGCGUGACCCACGGACAAUAAAUGUUAAAUGCAAUGAAUUUACAUGUAAUGACCGAGUGUGAGUAACUUCUCAGUGGGGACUUUCUGUGUUGAAAGGAUGUCAUGUUAAUAUGAACCAUUAAAUUCACAUAACGGUAGUUAUUUAUCCCUGGGCAGAUACUUAGCUAAAUAAGUUCAUGGCAGAGGGUUAUUUCUGAAACUUGGGAGUUAUUUAGAUGAUCAGAAAAUUCCCUGCCUUUAUUGAACCCGAAGGUUCAUAAUCAUGUUCACCAUCCUCAGCCAUCUGAAUCUUAUAGUUUGAGAUGAGCACGGGGCUAAUGAUCCCUCACUCUAAUGAGAUUUAUAUGGCUCAUCAUUGUUGAUUGCACUGUGAUAAACGUUACAACAAAGGUUUUAGUCUUACUCUAUUCCACAAGUGAUGAUAACAAAUGAGACCUUUGUUAGAAAUAUUCUUUAUAUCAGGUUUUUAUAGUAUGAACUAAACCAUUUUUAAACAGCACAUUUCAGUUUUGGUUGCAUAAGAAGGAGAGUGAAUCUAAGUGGGAUUAAAAUGUCCUAUGAUGGACGCUAUGGAUUUUGCAUCAGGUUCUCCUAUAAAAAAUUUAAUAUGUGAAUGUAAUACACAAAGUGAGUCUGUUGGAAAACUAGCCAGGAAAUCCACUCCCCUCCAUUUAAUUACCUUGAAAACCAUAAUGUUUGUGGGAAAAUUGUAUUGGACAUAAAAUAGUGUCAUUUUUCUCAGUAAUUUUGUUUGAAACAUUUUUUUACUAUGAUAAAUGUGUAAAGAGUUGCACUAAAGAUGCACACAGAAAUCAUUAUUGAGUUUGACAUAAAAUGAACAUUAUUGUUGCCUGAUUUUAAUCAAAACUGAAAUGUGUUAAAAAAUUUAGUAAAUUUCAUGAAAAGAUGUGUUCACUUAUUCUCUAGUUGUUAUAUAUAUAUAUAUAUAGACAGACAUGGCAAAGCUGAAUAGCUCAUUUUGUGCUUCACUGAAUUUUACAUUCUCACAGUGUGACUAUGAAUAGUGCUUCUGGGGUCACAUCUCAAAGCACAUUUUGUACUAAUGUUCAUAACUUAUUUUUAGUCCUGGCUGCAUAAGAUCCAAAAAUGAGACUAUGAAGUUUUGUUUAGUAUAGUCUUAGGGAAAGAAUUUAUUUAAUUAUAUUCAGGUACUUUACUGCAGUUACAAAUUAUAUUUUAAAGGCAUUUUUUCCACUUGCUUUUGGCAGUUGCCCAUGUUAUUAGUUAGUGGCAUACUGUAUAAAAUUUUCAAGACAUUGAUGUGUCAUUCCAUGCUGAAGGUUAAUAUUUUCAGUAUUCUGCUGCCCUUUUUUAUAAGUUAAUUGAAACAGUAUUUCAUAAGAUACUACCUAUAAUUGUGAUUGGUGCUUGCUGGUUGUUAGUUGCCAGACAUUUUUGUCAACUAUGGGCAUCUCUAGCUUGAAAAUGAAAGGUAAAUGUAAAGUUGUCCCUGUGCUUAACUAAUUAAGCACUAUACCAUGAAGAUGUAUGGGGGAGUGGAUAUGUAGAUCCACGUUUUCUUGACCUUGGCACUAGCUGGAGGUAAGUGGUCAGCUUCUCGCCACAGCCACUUUAUUCCCAGUACAAGAGCUUCUGGUAUCCAUUGGAUAGGAGGCUGUGUGGGCACCAGAGCCAGUCUGGACUACAUGGAGAAGAGAAAAUCCU